Messenger RNA from Durotheca rogersii, 1899 nucleotides. Its product is annotated as Alpha/Beta hydrolase protein. The coding region runs from base 1 to 1899 and encodes 632 amino acids. The transcript is spliced from 2 exons. Lineage: Eukaryota; Fungi; Ascomycota; Sordariomycetes; Xylariales; Xylariaceae. The record is from RefSeq and is a predicted model, not a curated record.
AUGAGGUGCCCGAUCUGGGUGCGAGCUGCCUCGGCGGCCUUGGCCUUCGGCUUUGCCGUCACCGGGGAGCCCAUCGUAGAGCUUCCGAGCAGCCGAGUUACGUACCGCGGCACCGUGCACGACUCUGUAGAGCACUUCCAAAACAUCAGGUUCGCGCACGACACGUCGGGCGAGCGGCGCUUUGCCCCUCCAGAGCCGUAUGCGCCCCCCGAAGGCAGCGAGGUCGACGCCACGGCGCCGGGCCUCGCAUGCCCGCAGUCCAAGGCUGGCCUCCCGCCGCUCCUCGACGCGGUCGCCGAGUUCGGCGAGGACUGCCUGAAUCUCCGCAUCGCGCGGCCUGUGGGGACCGCCGCGCAAGAUAAGCUGCCGGUCGUCGUCUGGCUCCACGGCGGCGGCGUGGUCAGAGGCUCGGCGUACGACUCCCACUUCGACCCCGAGAACUUGGUCAGGCUGUCGGCGUCGCUCGGGAAACCCGUCAUCUACGUCGCGUUGCAGUACCGCCUCACUAUCUUCGGGUUCGCGCGGCUCCCGCGGCUGCUGGACCAGAAGUCGCUGAACGUAGGGAUGCGCGACCAGCGGGCCGGCUUCGAAUGGGUCCGCGACAACAUCGCCGCGUUCGGCGGCGACCCGGAGCGGAUCACGGCCUUCGGCUUAAGCGCGGGGGGUUCCUUUACCUCGGUCCAGAUGAUGGCCUACGGCGGCGAGCGCGGCGUCCCGUUCACCCAGGCUUGGGUCAUGUCGGGCCCGCCCGGCACGGGUUUGAACGCCAGCAGCGACAUCACCGAGACUCAUACGCGCGCUGUUGCGAGGGACCUGGGAUGCGCGGGCGAUGAAGACGAAGAACUUUUGACGUGUCUUAGAGAGGUGCCCGUGGAGAAGCUGACCGAGACGGCGAUGGCGUAUUCGGCGAAGAACCAUCCCCCGUUCGGCCUUUUCACGUUUCUUCCCUCGGUGGACGGGGAUUUCUUACCGGACCGGCCGUCUCUCCUGUUAAAAUCCGGGAGGUUUGUCAAAGGGAUUCCCGUGGUCUUGGGCUGGACACAAGAUGACGGCGCGACCAACGUAGGUCCCGCCAAGAUGUUCCAAAGCGAGGGAGAUAUGAGAAGAACUAUCAGUAAAUACGCGCACGCCCUCACCGACGAAGACUACAAAGAGCUCUUCGACCACUACCCCCCCGCCGAUUUCGAAGAGGACGUCCGGAACUAUAGGUCUCUGAAGGACGAGUCCGAUCCCGCUGUCCCCGUCCAGUAUUUCCGCGUCUCUCGCAUCGUGCGCGACAUCCUGUUCACCUGUUCGUCGAUCGAAUUCGGCUACGAGACGUCCAGACAGUCCAGGGCGUCCGACCCUACCUUUCCCGGCGUCCGGCUCUACGACCUGAACCAGAGCAUGUUCACGCCUAUGUUCAAAGACGCCGGCAGGCCGUACAUCCGGGUCUCGCACGGCAGCGACACGAACUACAUCUUCAAUGGGGUCUUCCCCGAGGGCCAGAUCACGGACGCGGACCAGCGGCUGUCGAAGUCGCUGGCAGGAUCGUUUAUCCACUUCGCGUACACCGGGGACCCGACCGUGGCGGAGAGUGAGGGCUUCGGGUCGUGGCCCGAGUCGUUCCCGGAGCCGCGCCUUGAAGAGUAUCCUGGCGCCGGCCCGACCCGGAUGAAUAUUCAAGUCAUCGGCGGGCCGCUGGGGACGGGCUCUUGCUCACUGAGCGGGGAGCAGGGUGGCGGCGCUAUACAUCUCGCUGCAGAAGAGGGCCGCAUGCAAAUGCCAGUACUGGGCGGCGUGGAAUUCGGCCAGAUGGAGUCUGCGGACUCUCACGAGAGGCGGCGGGAACUGGAGCGGGAGAGGCUGCUCGAGCGCUGCGCGUACAUCGCCACCCUUUCUGAGAAGCUGGGCGUUUAG